AUGUCGCAAGUCAAUGAAGUGAUCGACCUUCUUCAGCCCGAUGAUUUGACACUGCUAUUGAGUGAGGACAACGACAUGGCCAGUAUCAUUGAUUUCCAGGGCCAUUCUGCAGCCGAAACGUCCAAGCGUUGCAGUACGAUCGACAUCGACACCAGCACUCUCGUCCCUGUUUUCGGCGAUGACGAAAGCAUCUCUGACACAAGUAUCUUUUCCCAUUUUAGUUUUGAUCCUGUGGAUGAAGAGCCUUUCACCAAAACAAGCGAGAAUGCGCCGCCUCCUACGGAAAAAAUGAUAUCCAAGCUCAAUUCCAUGAUGAUGCGAUCUGCUCUGAGCAGAGCAAUCGUCUCAAAAACCGUCUACCCAGACUUGAAGAAGAAUAAGACAAGGAAAAUUUCUUUUGACUAUUCGUCGUCUUCGACCAAGUCAAGUUAUCACAAAGCAAGCCCCAGAUCAGCUUCCAAGCAUACACGACGAACUAAUGACAAGAUCUCCACAGACUCGGUGCGGCUUGGCUCAAGACAAGACAGCUCAAUCGGAGGAUUUCUUCGAGCAUCGAAGAAGUGGUAG
Cylindrotheca closterium is the source of this 567-nucleotide messenger RNA. The record is from the annotation of a GenBank genome assembly. NCBI's taxonomy places the organism in Eukaryota, Bacillariophyta, Bacillariophyceae, Bacillariales, Bacillariaceae.